This is a messenger RNA of Solanum dulcamara, 1862 nucleotides long. RefSeq lists its product as uncharacterized. The transcript has 4 exons. Lineage: Eukaryota; Viridiplantae; Streptophyta; Magnoliopsida; Solanales; Solanaceae. The record is from RefSeq and is a predicted model, not a curated record. The coding region runs from base 218 to 1393 and encodes 391 amino acids.
CUUAAAUAAUGAUUAAAAAAAAACGUCUUUGGGCUUUUCUCACAAAACAUUCUUAAACCCUUCAAUUGGCCUCAAAAGAACCCAAAAAAACUUUUUCAUCUAAAAGUUGCUUCUUUUACUUCAACUUUUACACACUUGGAUUCUCCAAUACGAUCUUCUUCUCAGGACAUUCUCUUAAUACUUUUUAAAAUCCAUUUGGAGAUAUAUCCACCAAAGCAUGGAUGAUGUCGACAUAGAAUUGGAUGAACUGGAGUUAGUUGCUGCUGCUGCUGGUUACCACUAUUAUAAUUGUAUAACUAGGCAGCCUUCUCGUGGUUCAACUCCUAAAGGAUCUGGGUUCUUGAGCGAACUGCUCAGUGCCGACAAUAAUGUGUGUCGGGAAAUGUUAAGGAUGGAUAAACAUGUUUUUCACAAGCUAUGUAAUAUCCUUCGAGAAAGAGGCAUGCUACGUGACACAGCUGGUGUUAUGAUAGAGGAGCAACUGGCAAUCUUUUUAAACAUUGUUGGCCACAAUGAACGCAACAGGGUAAUACAAGAGCGUUAUCAGCACUCUGGUGAAACAAUAAGCAGGCAUUUUAAUAAUGUAUUGAGGGCACUUAAGUCGUUAUCCCGUGAGUUCCUUCAACUUCCUCCAGUCAGCACUCCUCUCCAGAUCCUUGAAAGUAAUAGAUUCUACCCGUAUUUUGAGGAUUGCAUUGGUGUAAUCGAUGGCAUGCGUAUCCCUGCUCAUGUGCCAGCCAAGGAUCAAUCUCGUUUUCGUAAUAGGAAGGGUAUUUUGACCCAAAAUGUAUUGGCAGCAUGCACAUUGGAUCUCCAAUUUAUAUUUGUCUACCCUGGCUGGGAAGGCUCAGCUACAGAUUCACGGGUACUGAGAGCAGUUCUAGAUGAUCCUGAUCAGAACUUCCCUCCAAUUCCUGAAGGGAAAUAUUAUCUUGUUGAUACAGGUUAUGUUAAUAUGGAUGGAUUUAUUGCUCCAUUUCCAGGAAUUCGGUAUCAUCUUCCUGAAUAUCGGGGUGCUAAUCUAUUACCUCGAAAUGCAAACGAGUUAUUUAACCACCGGCAUGCAUCACUUAGAAAUGCCAUUCAGAAAUCUUUUGAUGUGCUGAAAACAAGAUUUCCAAUCCUCAAACUUGCUCCUCAAUAUGCUUUUCAUACACAGAGGGACAUAGUUAUAGCUGCAUGUGUUAUUCACAAUCACAUCCGGCGUGAGGAAAAGAGUGACUGGUUGUUUAAAGACAUUGAAGGAAGAUAUGUAGAAGAGUUGCCUGAUUUAGAUGACAAUCCUGAUCCACACUUGGCUUUUCAGGUACAAGAACAGAGUGCCUCUGCCUUGAGAGAUUCCAUUACAGCAGCAAUGUGGAAUGACUUUAUCAAUAAAUGGGAUGAGUGGUGAUUCAUGUUUCUUGGAGAGAAGAUGUGAAUAGCUUCAUGUGUUCAUGGGAUGAGUGGAGAAAAAUUAUACCCCAUAUUCACAAUCGACUUUCCGUUUUUGAUGUUGGUGGUGUACGGGGCCGCACACUUAGACUAAUUCCACUGGGUACUUGCUGCUUUUCACCAGCACAGGUACCGGGAGCGAUCUGUUUUAGAACCUUAUAUAUAAGAUGCUAGAUGUUGAUAGAUGUUGAUUAGAGGUUUUGACCUGACUACUUUCCUGGAUAUAAUGUCUAAGAGGAAAGGUAGAUUUGGUGUUUGCCAUAGUGAGAAGCAUUCAGUUUCUGCUUUGUCAUAGUAAGUUGUAAUAUUAGCAAGAUAACAUUCAUGCUUCAACCUGAGAAUCAUCUUCUUUUCCUUUUUUUGUGCCCAAAUUUUGAGAUGUUUUCUUCUCAUUCAGUUGUUAUCUAUUGAUAAUAGUAUCUUAUAUA